CACGUUUUCCAGAUCUCCCUCUGCCUCUAGCUCGCUUGCAUCAGAGGGGCCCCGAGGGGCCCCGAGGGGUGGCCCACCCACGAGCCCCGCCCCCAACCGCUCACCCACCGCGAGCCCCGCCCCCUCCGACCGCGAGCCCCGCCCCCUAGGCCUCCUCCUCAUCGGCCGCCGUUGCGCGGCGCAGAGCGGCAGCAAGAUGGCGGCGCAACAGCAGGAUGGCGGGGGUGCUGCGCAGCUGGCGGGGCCGGCGGCGGAGGUUGACCCCCUAGGACGCUUCACGUGUCCCGUGUGCUUAGAGGUGUACGAGAAGCCGGUACAGGUGCCCUGCGGACACGUCUUUUGCUCUGCAUGCCUGCAGGAAUGUCUGAAGCCGAAGAAGCCUGUCUGUGGGGUGUGUCGCAGCGCUCUGGCACCUGGCGUCCGAGCCAUGGAGCUCGAGCGGCAGAUCGAGAGCACAGAGACUUCUUGCCAUGGCUGCCGUAAGAAUUUCUUCCUGUCCAAGAUCCGGUCCCACGUGGCUACUUGUUCCAAAUACCAGAAUUACAUCAUGGAAGGUGUGAAGGCCACCAUUAAGGAUGCAUCUCUUCAGCCAAGGAAUGUUCCAAACCGUUAUACCUUUCCUUGUCCUUACUGUCCUGAGAAGAACUUUGAUCAGGAAGGACUUGUGGAACACUGCAAAUUAUUCCAUAGCACGGAUACCAAAUCUGUGGUUUGUCCGAUAUGUGCCUCGAUGCCCUGGGGAGACCCCAACUACCGCAGUGCCAACUUCAGAGAGCACAUCCAACGCCGGCACCGGUUUUCUUACGAUACUUUUGUGGAUUAUGAUGUUGAUGAAGAGGACAUGAUGAAUCAGGUGUUGCAGCGCUCCAUCAUCGACCAGUGAGCAGAGUCUGUGCUUGCUGUCUGUCUCAUGUUCCAGAGCUUCCAUUACAUAUUAAACGUGAAACCUAUGACUCCUGUACCUUACCUGUUCAACAGACCUGAAAAUGAGCCAUGGCAUUGGGGCAGGGUCACUUCUGACAGGGGAAGUGGGUCCCCAGGUCAGCCCUCCUCUUCCCUUUGGGCUCUUGCCAAAGCUGUCUUCCCCCUACUGUUAACCUUGUUUGUCACAUGGUCGAAUUCGUAUUGGUUCUCGGCUACUUCCUGGAGCUUCUGCCGCUUCCUGUGGAAGAGAAUGUAGCUUCUCCACCUCUUGUUUCACACUCAUUCCUUCCAUUCAGUGUUUGUCUCUCGGGUCCUUCAAGCCAGCCAGGACCUUUUCUGGGUCAUGAAUAGCACAAUGAAGCAAGUCUCUCCUUUCCUUGUCCCCAAGGUGUGCAGACUCUGGCAGCCGUGCACCUGACCAGAGCUGAAGCUCCUGCUGGGCUGUGGGGUUGCCAGAAGCUGGGGUUGCCAUCCCUGGGUACAUGUCACCAGUCCUCUUGGGGUUUUGCACCAUCUGAUGCUGGAAGUUUUGAUUAGUGAUAUUUUCCUACUACUACAUACUUAGAGUUCACUGGUUCAGUCUUAAAUGCCUGCAUGGUGCCUUUUUAGGAUAAGGUACAACCAUAUAUUUUUGGUGGAAGUGUUUCUGGGUUAGGGAAGUUAAAGUCUGUUUAUCCAUAAGUGGGGAGGAGGGUCAGCUAAGAGAAGUGGGAGGGCCAGAGCUUUUUGGUUCUGAUUUACAAAUUAAUGAAGUAGUUUCAGACAACAUGGUCAUGUUUACCUCUCCAUUUGGGAGCCUGCCUAACAUUCUUGUUCUAGAAGCACAAAAAAUCCUCAGAUGAAUUAGAAGAAAGAGGUUUGGGGACUCAGCGGAUACUAGUUCUUUUACCUUCUGCUUGGUAACUUAGAUUAAACUGCGCAUUGUUUUUCUAUCACAAAUGUUUUCCUUAUGACACUGGUUUCGACAUGUAAAAUGUGUUUGAAAACCUGCUUUGUAGAUGCAGAGAGAAGCUAUAGGAAACCCAGUACCACCCCCUGGUCUGUUCUGACGAGACAUUGUUCAUAAGGCACAGCACAUCGCAUGAUGAACAGUUGUUAAUAAAAGCUGUUGCUGGAAACUUGCUUUAGGAACAGCUCAAGAACCUUGGAGUUCAUAUUUCACAAAUAUUAAUAAAUAUAAGUCCAAGAGCUGUCAGCCUAAUCUGUAGGAGCAGAACCUCUGAUUGACCAAAAGGCAUAUGGGUUUAGGUUGGUUCUUUGAUGUCAUAUGUCUCUGAUGGGGUUGCAAGUGCUACCUCGCACUUGUACACUGCUGCUGUGGGGCUCCGCGCCUGCCGGUGAAGAGCUGCAGAUGCCGAGAAGCCAGCAAAGACAGGGCCCACUGGAAAAAAAAUAGUUCUUUCAAUAGUAUUUCUCGGGAGGACUCAAAAGUUAAGGUCAGCUUGUUCACUGUAAUUUCUGGAAAAAGUUCACUCAGACCUUCCUGAAUUUAGAUCAUCUCAGAAGUCUGGUGGGAAAUCUGGCGAAACUUUCGUUUGAGGGACUGAUGUGAGUGUAUGUCCACCUCACUGGUGGCACCGAGCAACUUACUUCCUUGUAUUAAGUGCACUUCUUGUAUUUCUAAUAAGAUGACUUUCCAGAAAGUGAGAUUUGUUAUGUUCUGGCUUUUAAAAGGUGAAAUAUAAAUAAAUUUCAUAACUUAAUCUAA
Molecule: messenger RNA, 2632 nt
Organism: Pongo pygmaeus (Bornean orangutan)
Lineage: Eukaryota; Metazoa; Chordata; Mammalia; Primates; Hominidae
Gene: RNF114
Product: ring finger protein 114
Exons: 6
Coding region: 197-883 (228 amino acids)
Biological process (GO): protein polyubiquitination; ubiquitin-dependent protein catabolic process
Molecular function (GO): ubiquitin protein ligase activity
Source: RefSeq, a predicted model, not a curated record